Messenger RNA from Aphanomyces astaci, 2016 nucleotides. RefSeq lists its product as hypothetical. The record is from RefSeq and is a predicted model, not a curated record. The transcript has a single exon. Lineage: Eukaryota; Oomycota; Saprolegniomycetes; Saprolegniales; Verrucalvaceae. Bases 13 to 1824 code for a protein of 603 amino acids.
AAUUGCCACAAAAUGUCGACCGAUGUCCAAGCCGCCGUCGCACGGCCGGAUUGCACUCAUCGUGCCAACUUCGAUCACAGCGAUGCCGAGAGCAGCCAUACAGACCAAGCAACAUGCAUCGACCUCACGGAAGACGACGGAACUGCCGCGUUGCCAGCGUUCCUUUGGCAGGACAAAACCGUUCGCCGAGUCCCCGAAGGAUGGGAGUUUCCAGCGUAUCCAAUGGACGAGAUGUGGUUCAUGUGGUUCCUUGGAGACGUGGACGACGAUUUCCGUGUGAUUUCCCCCUUCCGGUUGCUUUCAAGCGACGACUUCGACGAUGCCGAAUCCCAGCUUCGACUGGUGACGACCCAGCAACGCAUGUCCCAACUCAUGGAGGUCUUGCCUACGAUCACGGAACGAGUCACGACGGGCGACGACCUCGCGGCUCUCGCCCGGAAGGACGUGGCCACGUUUGAAGCGCUUUACACUCGGGCAUGUAGUGCUGUCGAUGGAGAAGCCACCAAAUCAUCCACCUCAUUCAUGGGUUCAAACACUCGAACGACCACCGAGGCCGAUUUCGACGCAUCUUCCAAUCAACUAACUAGAACGAGCGCCGCUCUGCCGCCAACAUGUAGUCCACCUUACGACCCACAAACUCCUCCAUCACCCUCGCAACAACAACACAGCCAACCCACGACAGCAUACACGAAGGCCGCGCACACUCGUAGCUCUGCUCCGCAUUUGUCAUGCACUUCUGCUUCUGUCAAAGCCCUAGUGCCAGACUCGGCGUCCCCUUCUUUGCAUCAACCAGUGCCGGAUGUCGAUGCUACCGUGCUGGCUGCUUCUGGCAACAUUCGUGCAUCAAGCUCGGCAGUGCUAGACAUUCCAAGCCUAACCACAUCGUUGCCCCAUCUAUCGGUCACUCCACCAACCACUAGAACACUACGCACGGAACCUUCCCAAUCACUUGGAUCUAGCCCGCUCUAUCAUGCCAAGAAUCGACCCACAGUCAUGGUAAUGGCGGCGGCAUCGGGUUUGUCUGCUGGUUCGGAUGAAGGCGCCGUAUCUACCGCAAUGCCUUGCCGUGAGAUGUGGAGACGUUGGUUUGUAGGCCACGGCGCCUGUGGUCCCCCCUUGCGUGACAUGUCUUGUCAAGAAGCUGGCCUGAGUGCGCUCAGCUACCAAAUCGUGCACAACACCAUGCAAUGGCUCUCGUAUUUGGCCUCGCUUUCCCCUUGUACCCCCAAAGACGAUGAGAGUAUUUCUGCCUCGAUCGAUGACGUGGACGCCAGGUAUGACUCGGCUAUCCACCGGGCACCGUCCGACCUCUCGACCGCCACAGUUUACCAAGUCUACCACGUGCUAGCCAAGUCCAUCGUUCGACAACACAUGCAAGGGAAUGGUAGUACUAGUACUAGUAGUACUACUAGGUUGCCCACGUUCGACACGUUUCCAUUGCUGUCGCUGGCCCAAGUCUGGCUCCGAUGGUUUCAUCCUAUCAGUCGUUCGAUGGCAUAUGGCCGGCGCCGUGCGUGGGAAGCGUCGGCAGUCUCCACAGACCGACUGCAUCAUGCCCAAACCAUCGUGGACGCGCUUGUGGCCAUCGCGAUCGAGUAUCGGUAUACGUCUAGCGUCGGCGACUUGGAGGCCAAGACGGACGCCCAGCUCAUGGAGAUUUUGUCGGACGUGUUUGCAACGUUUCAAAGCCGGUGUUUGAUCAAGCGACGAGGACGCCGCCCAUCCAUCAACUCCAAAGUUACAGCGUUGUACUUCGCCAUGAAACGAGAAGACGCGAGGCCGCCCAAGCGCCGCAUGUUGUCGGACGGGUCGGACGACAGCUAAACAUACCCAUGCCAUGAUCGCAUGUGUAUGUGGGUGGGAAGGGAGCGAUAUGGCGGUUGUGGAAGCGAAGUGUUUGGGAUAUUUGAAAAAGCAUGGCAGUGAAUUAACUUGAACAAAUCGCAUCGCAUAAAGGGAUUUAUGUUUCCCUCAUUAAAACAGGAAGGAUGAGCCUGGAUGUAAAAAAAGGCCAAG